Caenorhabditis bovis is the source of this 1365-nucleotide messenger RNA. The record is from the annotation of a GenBank genome assembly. NCBI's taxonomy places the organism in Eukaryota, Metazoa, Nematoda, Chromadorea, Rhabditida, Rhabditidae.
AUGGCGGAUGUCGCUUCGCCGGUCAUUGACGAGAAGCCCUGCUUCGGCGCCAACCCCCAAAUUUUCAAAUUGGGACUCGGAAAACAGCACAUUCUCGCUCAUGACAUCGGUCAGGGUUCGCAAUGUCGAAAUUCGGCAACAUGUCGUUGCGAGGGCCUCGACCUCCAUUUUUGGCGGAAGAUGUGCAAAAAUUGCGGAUGCCGGAUGGAUGAGCACGACGUCGUGCUACCCAAUGAGUACGACCACGCACAAAUUGUCAUCGGGAGGCUGUUCGGAGCACGCGAGCACUUUGAGAAGGUCUUACCGCGACCCGGAAUGAUUCGACCGCCUGGAAAUGACAAUUCGGAAAAUAAUAGCACUUCGAGGUCAAAUCAGCCAACAGCUGUCUACAAUUUCAAAAUGGGAGGAAAAGACGACAAGCAAGAUAACAAAGAGAAUAUUCAGUACUCAUGGGCGCCGUGUCCUGAUAAGAAUCUAGUCAGUCGCUACAUGCAAAGUCUUCCGGAAGACGAGCGGCCCAUCGUUGGAUCAAAAGGCGAGCAAGUUAGAAAAUCAAGGCUGCAGUUUCAGCUUCCGCUGUACGAUUGCAAUGUGGAAGAUGCACGAUUUGUGGAAGAAAAAGAUGUGAAAACUCUUCAAAACUUUGUUGAAAACGUUCGCAACAAUGUAAUUGGCGUCGGAAGAGUCGUCGAAAUCGGCUCAAAUGUGAAUGAAGAAGCCGAGGACUUCGAAACAACGAUGACGAGAGCUUUGAAGGGGCUCAAUAUCGAUGAAACCGAAUGCAAAGAUUGUGCGAAAACAUUGAAAUCAGGCGACAUCGGAGUGGAAUGUUGCCAUCAGUCCCGUUUGGACACCUAUCAUCCAAACUGUUUCCGCUGUGAAACCUGCCGACAACUGCUCGUCGAUAAUAUAUAUUUCUUCUAUAAAAACAAGUAUUAUUGUGGACGACAUUAUGCCGAUCAGUUGUAUCCGAGGUGUGCCGGCUGCGAUGAGUUGAUAUUCGCCAACGAAUACACGUUUGCAGAGGAGAAGUCGUGGCAUUUCGAUCACUUCGCAUGUUACAAGUGUGAUUUCAAACUAGGAGGAUCUCGAUAUAUGACGAGAGAUGAUAAUCCAUAUUGUCUCGACUGCUACUUGAAACAUUUCGCCAAGACAUGCGGAACAUGCCAAUGCAAAAUUGGUCCCGACGAGAAGCGUUUGAACUACAACGAAAAUUACUGGCACGCCGAAGAGAAAUGCUUUCAAUGCGUUCAAUGCAAUGCCAAUCUAAUUGGUAAAAAAUUUAUGCUCAAGUCGAAUAAGCUGUUGUGCUCUUCACAAUGCAAAGCAAACUACAAUAACGAGCAUCCGAAUGAGCCGCUCUAA